Molecule: messenger RNA, 4420 nt
Organism: Dicentrarchus labrax (European seabass)
Lineage: Eukaryota; Metazoa; Chordata; Actinopteri; Moronidae
Gene: eif5b
Product: eukaryotic translation initiation factor 5B
Exons: 26
Coding region: 111-3719 (1202 amino acids)
Molecular function (GO): GTP binding; translation initiation factor activity; GTPase activity
Source: RefSeq, a predicted model, not a curated record
UCCUCUCGGUGUCACUCAGCAGACGAUCUUUGUCUGAGGAGCUCCGUCGUGUGGAGCAGCGGAGAGAGAACCGGAGCAGCGGAGCACCGGAGCACCGCCGCCGCCGCAGGAUGGGGAAGAAACAGAAGAAAUCCGGAGAGGACAGUAGUAAAGAUGACGGUAUCGAUAUCGACGCUCUGGCGGCCGAGAUCGAAGGAGCCGGAGCAUCCAAGGAGCCAAAAGGGAAGAAGAAGAAGAAAGGAGUCAAAAAGGACGAAUUCGAUGAGGAGGACAUCCUGAAGGAGUUGGAGGAGUUGUCUCUGGAGACUCAAGGAGGGAAGGUGAAGAAAGCAGACACCACAGAGGAAGUGGAGAGCGUCGAGCCUCCCAAACCAGAGAAGAAGAAGACCAGGAAAGGGAAGAAGGGCGGAGCCAGCCCCGAGGAUGAGGAGGGCGACGAAGGUCAGAUUAACGAGGAGAGGAACGGAGACAACAAGGCGCCUCCUGUUGCUCCUCCUGUUGCUCCUCCCUCCGACUCCGACGACGACGACAGCGGCUCUCGCAUCAGGACCAAAGACGCCAAGAAAGGAGGCAAACAACCUUCAGUGUCCGACGAAGAGGAGGACGAAGGUGUGAGGGGAGCAGGAGGAGGAGGAGGAGGAGGAGGAGAGAAGGAGGACAAUGACUCCGAGGACGACGCAGAGGUCUCCUCCUGGAGAGACAAAAAGAAGAAGAACAAGAGCAAGAAGGCGGAAAGCGAGGAGGAGGACGAGGACGAGGAGGAGGGAGGAGGAGGAGGAGGCUUCAAGAUGAAGACGGCGGCGCAGAAGAAGGCGGAGAAGAAGGAGCGGGACCGGAAGAAGAAGGAGGAAGAAAGGAUGAAACAGAAGAAGCUGAAGGAGAAGGAGGCCGGCGUGGAGGUGAAGAAAGAACCAGAGAAGAAGACGACAGAGGCCACGCCCCCUCCGACAGCAGCGGCGCCGGAGGAGCAGGAAGGGGCGGAGCCAGCAGCAGAGGACGACGGCGAGGGCGACAAGAAGAAGAAAGACAAGAAGAAGAAGAAGGGAGAGAAGGAGAAGGAGAAGGAGGAGAAGAAGAAGGGACCCAGCAAGGCCACAGUGAAGGCGAUGCAGGAGGCUCUGGCCAAGAUGAAGGAGGAGGAGGAGCGAGCCAAGAGGGAGGAAGAGGAGCUGCUGAAGAGGAUGGAGGAGCUGGAGAAGCAGCGACAGGAGCAGGAGCGUCUGGAGCAGGAGCGCAAGGAGAAGAAGAAGCAGAAGGAGAAGGAGAGGAAGGAGCGUCUGAAGAAGGAGGGGAAGCUGCUGACGAAGACGCAGCGGGAGGCUCGAGCUCGCGCCGAGGCCACGCUCAAGCUGCUGCAGGCUCAGGGUGUUGAAGUGCCAUCCAAAGACUCGAUGCCAAAGAAGAAGCCGGUUUACGGAGACAAGAGGAAGAAGAAGCCCAACGCUCAAACGCCUGAAGAAACAUCAGAGGUGACUUCACCGGCGUCGCAGACCCCGGAGCCCGUUGCCAUGGAGACGGAGGCUGAGAAGCCGACCGCAGAGCCAGAGGUGAAGCCAGAAGCUGCCGUAGACGACUGGGAGGCCAUCGCCACCGACGAGGAGAAAGAGUUGAAGAAAGUCCACAUCGAGGUGAAGGAGGAGACCGCCGCUCCUCCUCAGCCUGCGGGCAGCGAGGAAGACGAGGAGGAGGAUGACGAGGAAGAGGACGAGGAGGAUGAGGAGGAAGACGAGGAGGAGGAGGAGAGCGAGGAGGAGGCAGAGAAAGAGGCGACGGUGUCGGCGGCGGGUCCGGCGAAGAGGAGGGCAGGGAAGGAGAGCGAGGACGAGAGCAGCGACAGCGAGGACGACGACAGGACAAAGGAGGAGCGUCUGUACGACCGAGCCAAGAGGAGGAUCGAGAAACGGAGAGCGGAGAACAUCAAGAACAUCAACGUGGACAAACUGCGAGCGCCGGUGGUCUGUGUGCUCGGACACGUCGACACGGGGAAGACCAAGAUCCUCGACAAGCUGCGACACACUCAUGUUCAGGACGGCGAGGCCGGAGGAAUCACUCAGCAGAUCGGAGCCACAAACGUCCCCAAAGAGACGAUCGAGGACCAGACGAAGAUGGUUAAAAACUUUGACAAAGAAAACCUGAGGAUCCCCGGCAUGCUGAUCAUCGACACACCAGGACACGAGUCCUUCAGCAACCUGAGGAACAGGGGCAGCUCCCUGUGUGACAUCGCCAUCCUGGUGGUGGACAUCAUGCACGGUCUGGAGCCUCAAACGCUCGAGUCCAUCAACCUGCUGAAGGAGAAGAAGUGUCCCUUCAUCGUCGCCCUCAACAAGAUUGAUCGUCUGUAUGAUUGGAAGAAGAGUCCAGAGACUGACGUUUCGUCCACAUUGAAGAAGCAGAAGAAGAACACUAAGGAUGAGUUUGACGAGCGGGUUAAAUCCGUCAUCGUGGAGUUCGCCCAGCAGGGUCUUAACGCCGCCUUGUUCUACGAGAAUAAAGACCCCCGUACGUUCGUGUCGUUGGUUCCGACCUCCGCUCACAGCGGCGACGGGAUGGGAAACCUCAUCGCCCUCUUGGUCGAGCUCACCCAGACCUUGUUAGCUCGUCGGCUAGCGCACUGCGACGAGCUCCGAGCUCAGGUCAUGGAGGUGAAAGCGCUGCCCGGGAUGGGAACCACGAUAGACGUCAUCCUGAUCAACGGCCGACUGCGGGAGGGAGAGACCAUCAUCGUCCCGGGGGUGGAGGGACCAAUCGUAACGCAGAUCAGAGGGUUGCUGCUGCCCCCCCCUCUGAAGGAGCUCAGAGUCAAGAGCCAGUACGAGAAGCACAAGGAGGUGUCGACGUCUCAGGGAGUGAAGAUUCUGGGUAAAGACCUGGAGAAGACGCUGGCGGGGCUCCCCCUGCUGGUGGCUCACAAGGAGGACGAGAUCCCCGUCCUGAGGGAUGAACUGGUGCGGGAGCUCAAACAGACUCUGAGCUCCAUCAAACUGGAGGAGAAAGGAGUUUACGUCCAGGCGUCCACGCUGGGUUCUCUGGAGGCUCUGCUGGAGUUCCUCCGAACCUCUAAAGUCCCUUACGCCGGCAUUAACAUCGGCCCCGUCCAUAAGAGGGACGUGAUGAAGGCGUCGGCGAUGCUGGAGCACGACCCGCAGUACGCGGUGAUCCUGGCGUUUGACGUGAAGGUGGAGAGGGAGAGUCAGGAGAUGGCCGACAGUCUGGGAGUUCGGAUCUUCUGGGCCGAGAUCAUCUACCACCUGUUCGACGCGUUCACCAAAUACCGAGAGGACUACAAGAAGGCCAAACAGGACGAGUUCAAGCACAUCGCCGUGUUUCCUGUGAAGCUGCGAGUUCUUCCUCAGUUCAUCUUCAACUCCAGAGACCCCAUCGUGAUCGGGGUAACCAUCGACUCCGGCGUGCUGCGACAGGGGACGCCGCUCUGCGUGCCCAGUAAAGGGUUCGUGGACAUCGGCGUGGUCACCAGCAUCGAGAUGAAUCACAAGUCCGUGGACAGCGCCAAGAAGGGCCAGGAGAUCUGCAUCAAGAUCGAGCCCAUUCCCGGGGAGUCGCCCAAGAUGUACGGACGCCAUUUUGAAGCCACCGAUGUCAUCGUCAGCAAGAUCACGCGGGCGUCCAUCGACGCUCUGAAGAACUGGUUCAGAGACGAGAUGCAGAAGACUGACUGGCAGCUGAUCAUGGAGCUGAAGAAGACCUUCGAGAUCAUCUGAGGGACCUGAAACACACACACCACACACACACACACACACACACACACACACACACACUUCCUCCCACAGACGACGGACAAAAAAGACAAAAAAAAGACGUGACAGUGUUUUUCUGUGAGAAACGAACAGUUUUUUCCACUGUUGUAAACAGUGAUAGAUUAGAACAGACACACACUCACACUCACACACACACACACACACACUCACACACACACACACACACUCACACACUCACACACACACACACACACUCAGUAUUCCAACGUGCCUGUAUCUUCAGCAUCGACGUUGUGUUAUUAUUAUUUUUCUUCUUCUCUGCUCUGAUUUGUGGCUGCUGCUCCGUGUCCCUGGCUCCUCCUCCUCCUCCUCCUCCUCCUCUUCCUCCUCCAUCAUCGGACUGAGGAGCCUAGCGAGUCAGCAGAGCCAGUAAACCAGGUGCAUUGUGGGAUUGUGUUGAGCUGAAGGGCUGGAGGAGGAAGGUUUUUUUUUCCCAUUAUUAUUAUUAUUUUUUCUUCUCAUAAAACCAUCGAAGCAGCAACGGCGUCGACCGUAGAGACUCAUUAAAGAGGAGCUGACUCGGGUUUGUCGGCCAUGUUGGCGGGCGGAGGGGCGGUCUGAGCGACAGGAAGUCCCCUCUGAACAUUUUAAACUGUUUCUGCUGCAACUGCUGAUGUAAUAAAUUCCCAUGAUUGAUGAUGAAA